UGAAGAUGAACGUUUUGAGCAGCCCGAUGCACCGAGCCCUCCGGGAACCCCAGUGCGCAGCCGCCUCGGCGCAAAACGCCACCUCCCGCCCCUCCGCAUUGGCCUCCCGCCUCGGCCCGCCGCCGGCACCGGGGGCUCCGGCCAGGGGGGGCUCCUCCAAGGCGGUCCGGGAACUGAGCGCGGAGGAGCAGCAGGAACUGAGGAGGAAGAUCAACAGCCGCGAAAGGAAGAGGAUGCAGGACCUCAACGUGGCCAUGGACGCCCUGAGGGAGGUCAUGGUGCCUUACGCCUCCUCCGCCCCCUCCUCGGCGCCGCCUCACCCGGCGGGCGCCCCGCCGGGACGCCGCCUGUCCAAGAUCUCCACGCUGGUGCUGGCGCGCAACUACAUCCUGCUGCUGGGCUCCUCCCUGCAAGAGAUGCGGCAGCUCUUGGGCGAGCUGAGCGCGGGGGCGGGGGCGGCGGCGGCGGCGAGCCCGCUCGCCGCCGCGCAGUGGGGCUUGGGGCCGGCCUCGGGGCCGCCCCUCUGCCUGUGCGGCGCGUGCAGGCUGCCCGGCUUCGGCCAGCCGGCCCCGCCCGCCAGGUUCCCGAAGUGA
Messenger RNA from Hippocampus comes (tiger tail seahorse), 593 nucleotides. RefSeq names its product oligodendrocyte transcription factor 1 (gene olig1). The coding region runs from base 6 to 593 and encodes 195 amino acids. NCBI's taxonomy places the organism in Eukaryota, Metazoa, Chordata, Actinopteri, Syngnathiformes, Syngnathidae. Gene Ontology annotation, cellular component: nucleus. The record is from RefSeq and is a predicted model, not a curated record. The transcript has 2 exons. Gene Ontology annotation, biological process: sensory organ development; positive regulation of transcription by RNA polymerase II; axon development. Gene Ontology annotation, molecular function: protein dimerization activity; E-box binding; DNA-binding transcription factor activity, RNA polymerase II-specific.